Oncorhynchus masou masou (cherry salmon) is the source of this 3126-nucleotide messenger RNA. RefSeq names its product homeobox protein six1b. The coding region runs from base 250 to 1104 and encodes 284 amino acids. The transcript has 2 exons. The record is from RefSeq and is a predicted model, not a curated record. Gene Ontology annotation, biological process: regulation of skeletal muscle cell proliferation; skeletal muscle fiber development; regulation of transcription by RNA polymerase II. Gene Ontology annotation, cellular component: nucleus; transcription regulator complex. Gene Ontology annotation, molecular function: DNA-binding transcription factor activity, RNA polymerase II-specific; RNA polymerase II cis-regulatory region sequence-specific DNA binding. Lineage: Eukaryota; Metazoa; Chordata; Actinopteri; Salmoniformes; Salmonidae.
GCAGUGGGAGAGCCAAUCAACGAAUCGCGCAGCGCUCUCUUUAAGCCUGACAUAUCUCCAACAGGAACAAAUUGUCCCAACAAUCAACAUCCGAAUCUCCCGUGCGCAUCAGGGGUGGAGUGGAUAUUGUCCGGACGCCGGAUUGCACUGGGUUCUGGAACACAAUAACAAACCAGUGAAGAAUAUAUAGACAGAAAAACAGCAUCCCUCUGGAUAUCGACGUUGGGCUGGGGAUUGAGACCCGACAUCAUGUCAAUACUACCUUCGUUUGGGUUUACCCAGGAGCAAGUCGCCUGCGUCUGCGAGGUCCUGCAACAAGGAGGUAACCUGGAGAGGCUCGGUCGUUUCCUCUGGUCUCUCCCAGCUUGUGACCACCUCCACAAGAAUGAAAGUGUACUGAAAGCAAAAGCGGUGGUCGCCUUCCACCGAGGGAACUUCAGAGAGCUAUAUAAGAUCCUGGAGAGCCACCAGUUUUCUCCGCACAACCAUCCCAAGCUGCAGCAGCUGUGGCUGAAAGCGCACUACGUGGAGGCGGAGAAAUUGCGCGGCCGACCGCUUGGAGCCGUGGGGAAGUAUAGGGUAAGAAGGAAAUUCCCUCUGCCCCGCACAAUCUGGGACGGCGAGGAGACCAGCUAUUGCUUUAAGGAGAAGUCCAGGGGUGUUCUUAGAGAGUGGUACACGCAUAACCCCUAUCCCUCCCCGCGAGAGAAAAGGGAGCUGGCCGAGGCCACGGGACUGACCACUACGCAGGUCAGCAACUGGUUCAAAAACAGACGCCAGAGAGACAGAGCCGCAGAAGCUAAAGAAAGAGAAAACAGCGAAAACAACAACUCCGGUAACAACAAACAGAACCAGCUGUCUCCCCUCGAUGGCGGCAAGUCGCUCAUGUCCAGCUCGGAAGAUGAGUUCUCUCCACCACAAAGCCCUGAUCAGAACUCUGUGCUUUUGCUCCAGGGAAAUAUGAGUCACCCCGGCGUCUCCUCUUACCCUAUGACGGGUCUCGGUGGCACACAGCCGGUGCAUGGAAUGCACGGACACCCGCACCAACUCCAAGACUCGUUGCUGGGACCUCUAACAUCGAGCCUUGUGGAUCUAGGCUCCUAAAGGCAAACUGAUACUAUCUUUUAAAAGACUGAUAACUCUACCAGCUUGAGUACAUAUAUGAAAUUACACUAUGGUACCUUAUAACUAGACUGACCUCUGUCUGUCGUUAAAUUUGGUUAGAACUAUAACGCAAUUAUUUUAUGCGCUUAUCCUGACUUAGGAGGUACCCUCCUUCCCGUGAAAAUACAACCAAACCCCCUUUUACGAACUCUUAAGUCAACGAGACACUUAAACUGGACUGCCCUUUUGCUUAAUUUAUGAUAUUAUUUGUUCAGAUAAAAUUUAUAGCAAUCUCCUGCUAUGGAAACUAAGAAGCGACGUUUUCAUUAAAAUCCUAUUAGUUUCCAAUAAAACAAAAAGAGACGUCAAUUUGUUUAAUGUGUAUUAUUUGUAUGUCCAGUCAAUAAAAUAAAUAGCAUUAUAUCAUAGCCUAUAUUCAUCCCUCAAAGAUAUGUAGAGCAUGGAGAACAAAUAUGGGCUAUAAUAAACCAAAACAUUUUGGUCACGUUUUCUUCCUUGGUAUAGCAUUGAGCCAUCUACAUUUUACGCACGUCCAUGAUAGCAAACAAUACAAAAUAUCCGUUCAACUUUUGGGCAGGGUGUAUUCGAAAAGCACAUUUAGUUUCUUAGGCCUCUAUGUCACCAUUUGGAUGGAUAGAAACCACGGUCAAAGUUCUCUGUUUAACUCUCCAGACAAAAUGGACAUAUUUAAUCUUUCCUUGAAAUUGUUGCUUUAAUUUUCACCCAACGUGGAAUUUCAGAUAUGUUAAUAGAGUUAAAACUCAAAACAUGAUCGAUUCAGAAUAACAACAAAACAUCCGGAUUGGGAACUGUAAAAUGUGGGGCCCAAACUCUUAUAAUCCGUUAAAAAAGGACCACGAGGUAUGCACAACAGAGUAGUUUUGUCGAUGAUAUUUAAAGCCAUGUUUUGCCCAAGGCGAAGAAGCCUGGUUCUCGCCCGUGCUCCAUGAGCGCUGCGGAUCAUUACGUCUGUGUUGCGGUGUUUACUUUGCUCUCUCCAAGUGUUUGUUCUGUCGGUUCUGGGCCACCGAAAAGCAACACCAUCUGCGGAAGGCGUGAUUUUACAUUAAUCUGUAGCCUACUACGAAGAACAAAUAAACCUAGAAAUUGAUUUAUGUUUUUUAAAUACUCCCUCCUUCAUCCUUGUUCAACAUCAUGCACAACUUUUAGAAUUACAAUACAAUUAGUAUUGAACCCUGUUAUCACUCAUGUUAUAGGCUAACUAUCCUAUAAUAAUGAUGGGAUUUGAAAGCUCAAUGAUAAAACCACCAUCACCAACAACAAUAAUAACAACAGUAGCCUAAUCUGCUUCUUAUUUCAGUUAUUAGCAUAUUACUAAAAGUGUCUUAUAAUAAUACAAACAAUAUACAAAUAAUAACACUACUGUAAUAAUAUGAAUGAUUGCUGUUGCAAUCAUUGUCAUUCGAAUAUAUCGAAUAGGCAAAUUCAAGACUGAUUUGUAUAGGGUCUACAGCCGCGUUGGGCUGUAAAGCAAUCCUCAAAGGACAACAACAUUUAUAGCGUACUUUAUGGGCCAAAUAUCUGCGUCAUAUUUUGAAAAAUGUCUCACUUGCACUCCAAAAGUUUCUGGUAACAGAGGACAACUCCUUUGCCCCCCUACCCCUUAGGCUCAUGUCAGGGUAAAUUGUUAUGAACAGAGAGCACGGAGGAUUUCCUGGGCCUAAUCUGAACCAGUUGCUGCUAGCAUUAGAUCCUGAUUGCCAAGAUUGCAGGGCUAUGCCCGGCUAUAGCACGAGGAACCCUGGCCUGGGGCAGUCUGCAUCCCGGAGGCGUUGUCAUUUGGGACUGUUUCUUAACCUAUAUCAUGACCACCAACCUACCAUGUCUACCAAAUACAGUGGAGUGAAUAUUUACCAUUUACAGCCAUGCAGUUUAUAUUUUUAAGUGAUGCGGUUGUUACAUUUUUAAUAGUUUUCUAAUAAUAUGUUAUACUACCCCUACAGCUACCAUACUACUAAAAUAAACAUGAAACUAGUUAUG